GGCGGGAGAAUUCGGGAAGUUUUUUUCGUCGUUACAUGGAAUUGAUUUGUUUUGAGCGGACUGGAUUCAAUGUUGGAAGGAUCGAGCUUGAAAUUAAGAUACGACGCGGUGAAAUGUCGUGAAAGGGUGCAGUUUGGCAAGUACCGCUUUAUCAAACCUUCUGGAAACUUUGUAAUCCCCGAGUUUAUGUUUCAAUUUCACAAAGAGUCACAAGUAAUGGCACCGACAUCCAAACCUCGCUUAAAGCCAUGCACUCCACAAAAGGAAAAAAUUGUCCCGAAUGUCACUGACGACUUUGAUGACGAUGAAUUAUUACGACUUGCGGAUGCAACCGAACUCGAACAUGUCCCUGCACUUGCAUCAUCCAGUGUUUUCGUUGUUAAAAAUGAAGGACGUUCUGGCCAUGAAAGCGUUGUGGCAGUCAUGCCGGAUCCUUCGCGAUGUGAUGAGAUUUAUCUCAAUGAUUCAGUUGACGAUGAAGAAAUUGAAUUCCAUGAUUCACCAAACGAUCUUUUUGAUGCGGAUGUAGAUGAAGUAACGAGUAAUGAGAAGCUCUUAACUUAUGACGGAAAUAUUGACAGUAAGCAACAAGGCGUUGUUGAAGUGGUAACACUCUCGCCUGAUUCCAUCUUUUCGAAGUCUAAAAUUGCACCACGCACGAUACUUCAUAAUAAUGAUGUUUGCGACAAUGAUUUGGACAAUAAUGAUAUAAAGAUGGAAGCAGAAGAAAACAUUCAUUCUACCUAUCAUAUAACUAGCGAACUGGACGAUGCACAUCUUUUGUUGUGUAAUUCGGAAAAACAUAGACACGAUAUGCAUGGUCAGUUUCGAGCCUUUUUGCAAGACGAUGGAGACCAAUUCGAAGAUGAAACCAGACAUUUGGGACAGAAGUUGUGUAGUGAAAUGUAUCGUGUCUUGAAAAGUAGAUUUGGUUUCAACCAGUUCCGUCACCGCCAAAAACAUGCUAUUAUUGCAGCUUUGCUUGGCUAUGAUUGUUUCAUCCUCAUGCCAACAGGAGCUGGAAAAAGUCUUUGCUAUCAGCUUCCAGCUGUUUUGUCAGAGGGUGUUACGGUUGUAAUUUCUCCUCUCAAGUCGCUAAUCGAAGACCAGAAAAUGAAAAUGAAAGAACUUGAGAUUUGCUGUUAUGCUUUAACAUCUGAGCUCAGUCAGGCUGAAUCUGAUCGAAUUUAUGGCAUGCUGAAUGAAAACUCUCCAAAAAUAAAAUUACUUUAUGUGACGCCUGAAAAGAUAGCUGCUUCCGAGAAAUUGAAUAACGUGUUCCAUUCUUUACAUCGAAGGGGUUUGCUCACUCGAUUUGUUGUCGACGAAGCGCAUUGCGUUUCUCAAUGGGGUCAUGAUUUUCGGCCUGAUUAUACGAAAUUGCAGUCCCUGAGAAGGAUGUUCACAAACCCAGUAGUACCAGUUAUGGCUCUUACUGCUACAGCAACACCAAAAAUUGUAACUGAUACCCGGGUUCAUUUAGCGAUUCAGCAGAGCAAAUUGUUCAUAAGUAGUUUCGUGAGGACUAAUCUGAAGUAUGAUGUCAUUGCUAAAGGACCGCGUUCACUGCUGAAGGUAAUGGACCGUAUGAAAAUUCUCUAUCCAGGCAAAUCAGGAAUUGUUUAUUGCCUGUCAAGAAAGGAUUGUGAAUCGGUCGCAAAAAUGUUGGAAAGUCACUCCAUGUCUUCAGAAGUAUAUCAUGCAGGAUUAAGUGAUAAGAAACGACUCGAAGUGCAAACGAGAUGGAUCAACAAUCGAGUGAACGUCAUUUGUGCUACUAUUGCAUUUGGUAUGGGAAUCGACAAACCAGAUGUGCGAUUUGUUAUCCAUUUUAGUAUACCGAAGUCAAUCGAAGGAUACUAUCAGGAGACCGGUCGAGCUGGACGUGAUGGUUUAAAUUCAUAUUGUGCAAUCCUUUACAGUUAUAAUGAUUCAGUACGAAUCAGAAAGAUGAUCGAAGGAGAGAAUAACACCCAAGGUGUACGAACAAUGCAUCUAAGUAGUGUGCUUGAAAUCGUAGCAUAUUGUGAAAAUGUUUCAAUUUGCCGGCGGAAAUGGCUAGUAGAGCACUUUGGCGAGGUUUAUGAUGCCGAAGCUUGUCGUAAAAGUAAUUCCCCUUGCGAUAUUUGUGUUCAACAAAUCAAGAACGCGAACGCAUACAAAGUUUACGAUGUGACCGAAGAAGCGAAACUUGUUGCUCAGAGCAUGCUGCAUAUGCAUAAUGUUACUUUGAAGUACCUCGCCGAUUUAUAUCGUGGUCGUAUGGGACAGAAAAAAUUCGCAGAUAUGGCGGUACGGUUGGGUCACACAAAAUAUGCAAUGUUUGGACGUGGUGUUGGGAUGCAAGAAACGGAUGCAUCAAGAUUUGUCAGGAAAUUGGUAAUUGAUGGCAUUAUUACGGAACAACUUUAUAAUACGAAAUUUGAUACAACAGUUGCUUAUGCUGAACUGACAGAGUUAGGUCGAGAAUUAGCGAAUGGGCGCAGCAGGAUGAAGGUCUAUCUUCACUUAUCAAAUCAGCCAGAUGAUGGUCGGAAUUCCCACGGAAUGGAAGUAACAGCAUUAAUGUCGAUAAAUAGUGUCAGUGAAAUGGAAGCUCUGAAGGAAAAAUAUAUGGUGAAGCAUGCAGACUUGUUUGGCAAGUGUAAGAGAGAUCUUUUGCGAUUAUUUUCCGAUAUUGCAUCUACAGAGGGUUUUAGUAGUUAUCUGCCCAUUAUCAAUUCCGAAGGUAUUGAACAAAUAGCAGCACUGAUGCCGCGUACAUAUUCCGAUCUCUUGCAAAUUGAUAGUAUGACCGCGCGAAAAGCUGAACGAUAUGGAGCUCAAAUCAUGUGCAUGUUAAAAGAAUACUGGAAUGAACUCGACGCACGUGAAGAGAAUGAAAUCAAACGACAGUUGAACCAUAUGAAUACAAGCAAAGACAUCGUCGGUGGUUUCAGGGAUGUACAAAUAGAUGGUACAGUUGCCCCAAAUACAGUAACCAAUUCACAAGUUGUUUCUGGUCGCGGGAAAUAUUUCCCUUACUUCGGGACGUCAACCUAUUUACCUCGUAAACGAGACAAGGAUCGUAAAAGAGGGUUCAACGAAUCACAAACGUCUAGCUCGCCAAGAGGUUCAAGUCGCUCUAGACAUGGAUGGAGGAAAACUUCCGCGUUUCGUAAAACAAAAAUACCUAUAAAUCGAUCACUUUUUCCAAAUCUGUGAAAUUAUCUUCAACUUUCGCUUAGAUUGUUUGAUUAUUCAUUUAUUUUAUUUAAUGUAUUUGUUGGAUAUACAGAUUAUUGGUGCCUUUUUUGUUAUUUUCUUUCUUCUCUGUCAUUUCUUAAAUGUUGAUUUUGUUUUUUCUUUUCCUUUUGGUGAGAAAACUUAUUCUUUUUUCACUUUUAAUCCGGUGUUUGUGCUGGAAUCGUUUUAGCAAGGAUACUUACUGUAAUAAAAGGAUCUCACC
This is a messenger RNA of Loa loa (African eye worm), 3448 nucleotides long. RefSeq names its product CBR-HIM-6 protein. The transcript is spliced from 26 exons. The coding region runs from base 70 to 3204 and encodes 1044 amino acids. Gene Ontology annotation, biological process: DNA replication; double-strand break repair via homologous recombination. The record is from RefSeq and is a predicted model, not a curated record. NCBI's taxonomy places the organism in Eukaryota, Metazoa, Nematoda, Chromadorea, Rhabditida, Onchocercidae. Gene Ontology annotation, molecular function: nucleic acid binding; ATP binding; 3'-5' DNA helicase activity. Gene Ontology annotation, cellular component: chromosome; cytoplasm; nucleus.